AUGGCGAUAAUGGGUGAACUAUGGACUUUCAUAGGCUCUUCUUUCGCAACCCUAGCGUUUAUAUACACAGUCUUCCAAAAUUUCUUCCCCUACCAGCUCCGUGAACCCUUCGAGCCAUUAGUGCGAAAAUUCAUCAAUCUUUUCAACCCUUACACACAGAUAAAGUUCUUUGAAUAUAACGGUGAGCGGUUCGAGCGAAACGAUGAUUAUGCUGCGAUCCAGAACUAUCUAAAAGGCUCUUCUUCUCAAGCCAAGAGACUAAGGGCUAACACAAACAAAGGAAGUAAAUCUACUAUCCUUAGCAUGGACGAUCACGAAGAGAUCACUGAUGAGUUUAAAGGAGUCAAGGUUUGGUGGCAAUCGAAGACGUACCAAACCGAAAGCCGGUCAUUUUCCUAUCUCCCUAAAGCCGACGAAUCCAGAUUAUACGUGCUCAAGUUCCAUACACGUGACAUGCAAAUAGUUACAGAGAGGUAUAUUGUUCAUUUCCAGAAUGAAGGAAAGAAAAUGGAGGUUAAGAACAGAGAGAGGAAGCUUUAUUCGAACAAUCCAAGCCAGAGUUGGUCUGGUUACAAACAGACGAAAUGGAGCCACGUCACUUUCGAGCAUCCCGCCACGUUCAAUACUCUUGCUAUGGAUACUAAGAAGAAAGACGAUAUCAAGAACGAUCUGACCAAGUUUAGUAAUAGCCAAGAAUACUACAAGAGGAUCGGGAAAGCUUGGAAAAGAGGGUAUCUCUUGCACGGUCCACCGGGAACUGGCAAAUCAACGAUGGUCGCUGCGAUGGCGAAUCAUUUGAAUUAUGAUGUUUAUGAUCUUGAGUUGACAACGGUUAAGGAUAACACAGAGCUGAGGAGGCUACUGAUUGAAACUUCCGGGAAAUCGAUAAUAGUUAUUGAAGAUAUUGAUUGUUCUCUUGAUUUAACCGGUCAGAGAAAGUCCAAGGAGGAGGAGGAGGAAGACGAAGAUGAGAUUAGCCCGGCUGAGAUGCAAAUGAAGAAAGAUCACGGUCAGAAUAAAGGAAGUAAAGUGACAUUAUCAGGGUUGUUGAAUUUCAUUGAUGGGUUGUGGUCAGCUUGUGGUGGUGAGAGGAUAAUUGUGUUCACUACUAAUUUCAAAGAUAAAUUAGAUCCGGCAUUGAUACGAAAAGGAAGAAUGGAUAAGCAUAUAGAGAUGUCGUAUUGCGGUUACGAAGCAUUUAAAGUGCUGGCAAGAAACUAUUUGUAUGCUGAGGAAGAAGAAGAAGAUGGUAAGUUGUUUAAAGAGAUUAAGAGGUUACUUGAGGGAGAAAAAAUCAAGAUGACACCGGCUGAUGUGGGAGAGAAUCUGUUGAAGAAGGCAGACGAUGAAGCUAACAAGAUUUGUCUAAAUCGAUUGAUUGAAGCGUUGAAAGAGGAGAAAGAAGAAGCUAAGAGGAAGGUUGAGGAAGAGAUGAAGAAGAAGGAAGAAGAGGAAGAGAUUAACAGAAAGCAGAGAGAUGCGAAGAAGAAAAGGAAGGAAGAGAAGGAAUAG
Messenger RNA from Thlaspi arvense, 1512 nucleotides. Lineage: Eukaryota; Viridiplantae; Streptophyta; Magnoliopsida; Brassicales; Brassicaceae. The record is from the annotation of a GenBank genome assembly.